This is a messenger RNA of Gloeophyllum trabeum ATCC 11539, 755 nucleotides long. RefSeq lists its product as uncharacterized. The transcript has 2 exons. Lineage: Eukaryota; Fungi; Basidiomycota; Agaricomycetes; Gloeophyllales; Gloeophyllaceae. The record is from RefSeq and is a predicted model, not a curated record. Bases 1 to 663 code for a protein of 220 amino acids.
AUGACAAACGACGAGGACUCAUCGAAUUUCUCUCAGCUGAAAGACAGCCUGGCGCAGCGCCUUCUCCUCGUUCCGGAAUUGAACUCUGCGGACGCAACAGCGUCUGCUGAGCUCGACGACUUCGUAUCCUAUCUGGCUUCUGAAAUCUGGCCUCGCCUACCUGAAGAAACACGAGAAGCGUCGUACUCAACCGUCUCCUCCUUACCAGACAUUGACGAGCUCCCUCUGGACGAAGUCGCCCCGCCCACUUUUGUCGAAACCCUCGUCUCGUACGGUAUCUGCUCGGACGAUGACAGCGCCGUCAGAUGGCUCCGAAAGGUGCUGCUUGAUUAUGUCAAGGAAACUUGUGCACCUCCGCCCGUAUGGUCAACUACGCGGACCAAGGAAUGCGAGUUGUGUGGCCGGGAAGUUCCUCUGACGUACCACCAUCUGAUUCCUCGGUCUACGCAUGCCAAGGCUCUGAAGAAGAAGUGGCACCCGCAGGAUAUGCUGAAUUCAGUUGCAUGGUUGUGCAGGCCUUGCCAUUCAGCCGUGCAUCGUGCUGCGUCAAACGAGGAUCUCGCUCGGAGCUAUUAUACAUUGGAACUAUUGCUUGAACGUGAAGAUAUCCAGAAGUGGGCAAAGUACGCUUCCAAGCAACGAUAUGGCGUGAGGCGAGGUUGAUGUCCCACUUGACGAUAUCGGUGGACACUUGGACCUGUAUAUUUGGCUUGUAGUAGUAUGUAUCAGUAAGGCUUCGUUUCCUACAAUUUCUC